AGAGAGAGGGAGCAAGAGAGGGACAGAGAGCCAUUAGCAGGGGGUGAUUGCCUAAAGUCUCUCCUCUGCGCUCUCCCUCCUUGGACACAGACUGCUUGAGCAACAGAAAAUGGAGCACCGUAUAUUCCUGCUGCUCCUGGCACUGUGCUGUGUGUUGCCCCUCGUCCUGCAUGCAGGGCGACAGAUGCCCAAACUCUCCGACAAGAAGCUGUGUGCAGAUGCGGAUUGCAGCCAUCCUAUACUCAUCGCCCGCGCCCUGGAGGAUUUUUACCCUCAGGACUGUCGCUUCAUCCCUAUUCGCCAGGGUCAGGUCAUCUAUGUUUACGCCAUGCUUAAGGACCGUGGAAACCUGUUCUGGGCUGGCAGUGUCCAAGGCUCCUACUACGGCGAACAGGAGGCGCGUCUUGGGUAUUUCCCGAGCAGUGUGGUGGAGGAAACACACGCAUUGAUGCCAGCGACAGUGGAGGUCAAAACUGACAAAUGGGACUUUUUCUGUUACUGAUGAACGAGCGUAGCUGCUAAUGCUGCUGAGUCGCAACGAACUUCACCGAAGUCCUGCUAACUAACCAGAUGCUUCAAAGUUACCUUGAUGUUAUAUAAAUUUGAGAGCAUAAAGUGAUCACUUACAAUUUGUCAACCUAUUCCAUGUGUAUAAACACGCAAUAUUAACAAGUAUUUCUUUAAACCAACCUUCUGUUGGGGUGGAAAAACACGUAUUCCGUCUUCCGUCUCAGUCUUCCGUCUAGCUAAAGUAUAGUCUGCUGAGCAUUGUUGCUCUGUUGCUGUCCGGCUGGAAUAAACAUCAAAAUGCAGCUCUCAAUAUAACAUGCCUCCGUUUUGUUUUC
Megalops cyprinoides (Indo-Pacific tarpon) is the source of this 845-nucleotide messenger RNA. RefSeq names its product MIA SH3 domain containing (gene mia). Lineage: Eukaryota; Metazoa; Chordata; Actinopteri; Elopiformes; Megalopidae. The record is from RefSeq and is a predicted model, not a curated record. Gene Ontology annotation, biological process: extracellular matrix organization. Bases 110 to 502 code for a protein of 130 amino acids. Gene Ontology annotation, molecular function: protein binding. The transcript has 4 exons.